This is a messenger RNA of Prosopis cineraria, 1367 nucleotides long. RefSeq names its product GATA transcription factor 1. Gene Ontology annotation, biological process: regulation of DNA-templated transcription. The transcript is spliced from 3 exons. The record is from RefSeq and is a predicted model, not a curated record. NCBI's taxonomy places the organism in Eukaryota, Viridiplantae, Streptophyta, Magnoliopsida, Fabales, Fabaceae. Gene Ontology annotation, molecular function: zinc ion binding; sequence-specific DNA binding. Bases 161 to 901 code for a protein of 246 amino acids.
CCCUACAGGCCUCUCGCUCUCAUCCUCUCAAUAUCUGACAGUCGACCACCCUCCUUCAGCUUUUUGCUCUCUCUCUCUCUCUCUCUCUCUCUCUCUCUCUCUCACAUAUCCUCGCUUCAACCCUCUUGGAGUUGGAAAGCUUCGCCAAAUAGGAUAUUAGAUGGAGUCUCUUGGUUAUGUGGAUGACCUCCUGAAUUUCUCAUCAGACAUAGGUGAAGAAGAUGAGGAGGAUGAUAAACCUAGGAAAGCCCUGUCUUCUCUUACCCUUAAAUGUAGUGAUCCUGCAUCAUUAAAUGCUUUGAACGCAGAUGAUCCAAACCAUUCAUUUUCUGAGUUUGCAGAAGAAGAGCUUGAGUGGCUAUCCAACAAAGAUGCUUUCCCGGCUGUUGAAACAUUUGUUGACAUUCUCUCUAUUCAACCAAACCUAUCAAAGCCCCAAACCCCAGUCUCAACGCUUGAAUACAGUGCAAGCAGUACCAACAGUAAUAACAGUGCUAACAAUGUUACCCUCUUAGACGGCUAUAAUCACACUAAGGUUCCUGUCCGACCACGAAGCAAGCGUCAUAAUAGGCAACCCCGUGGUGUUGCUGACAUAUCUAGCCGGCAAAUUUGGCGGAACCAACCGAGUAACACGAUUACCAAGCCAGAAGCAAUGAUAACAAUCUCAGUAAUAGGAAGGAAAUGCCAGCACUGUGGAGCAGAAAAAACUCCACAGUGGCGGGCAGGACCCCUUGGGCCAAAAACUCUUUGUAACGCAUGUGGGGUUAGGUACAAGUCUGGGCGACUUUUGCCUGAAUACCGCCCUGCAAGUAGCCCUACAUUUUGUAGUGAAUUGCAUUCAAAUUCCCACAGGAAGGUAAUUGAGAUGAGGAAGCAAAAGCAAAUGGGAAGCAACGGAUGAAGGUGAUGGUAAUGGUGAGUUUUGCUUUAGAACAUAGAAAUUAGUGUCGUUAGGACUUAGUUAUUUCUUUUAAUUAUUUAUAUUUAAUUUAAUUUAAUUCUUCUCUCUCUGUGGGAUGAGCUUAGAUCACAGCUAAAAUUAUUUGUUUUUAUGGAUGAUCCAAUCAGGCGAGUCUUGAAUUUGUAGUGUCAUGGUUUUGUUGGAAACGACUAGUCAAACAUUCUAUUAGUUUUGGCUGUUUUCAUGGUUGUCAUUUUAGUCAGAUUCAGGUUUAGGUAAAGCAUGAGUCAGUUUAGUGAUGGAUAAUGUAAUAUACAGUCUAAUGUUGUUGUGACAUCGUUUAGGUUGUCUUGAGACAUUGUAACAUUGUUCAUGUUGUAUUUUUAAGGUUGAUCUGUUGUAUGACUUAUCGGAAAAGACAGGCAAUAUUUGUCCCUUAAUUAUCUGAUCGUCUUUUGACUUAGAA